Molecule: messenger RNA, 395 nt
Organism: Trichobilharzia szidati
Lineage: Eukaryota; Metazoa; Platyhelminthes; Trematoda; Strigeidida; Schistosomatidae
Source: the annotation of a GenBank genome assembly
AGACGAUAUAAAACAACAACUUAUUUGGCAGUCUGAGCCACCCAAGGAAGGAUCACUUUUAAAUUUUCCACAAAUCGGAGAUAGGAAUGUAUCAAUGAAUAUAUUUACAUUAAUUCAAAGCUUUACCAAAGAAAUUCCUUCUACAUAUCCUCAAUAUGUGAUUUUCAAAUUAAUAGUCCAGACAUUAAAUGAACGACCGUGGUUAUCUGAAGAAUUAUAUUGUCAGUUAACUAAACAAACACUAAAAAUUGAUGCAAACACUCUUGACAGUUGUGAACUAACUUGGUUAUUAUGGAAAUUACUGUCGAUCUUCAUUCCAACUACAGAUUUGCUCAGACCAUAUUUAAUUAAGUAUAUUGCAUUUAGAAAUGAUAUUCAACAGCCAAAAUUAAAAG